Messenger RNA from Vespa velutina, 3068 nucleotides. RefSeq names its product probable serine/threonine-protein kinase fhkE. The transcript is spliced from 9 exons. Gene Ontology annotation, biological process: positive regulation of apoptotic process; protein phosphorylation; intracellular signal transduction. Gene Ontology annotation, molecular function: ATP binding; protein serine/threonine kinase activity. Gene Ontology annotation, cellular component: nucleus. Lineage: Eukaryota; Metazoa; Arthropoda; Insecta; Hymenoptera; Vespidae. The record is from RefSeq and is a predicted model, not a curated record. Bases 604 to 3018 code for a protein of 804 amino acids.
UACGUAUUAAACGUACUACGUUAGUCAAAUUUAAUACGUAUUAAUUCUACGUAAGGAGUUACAUACGUGUUACGCGGUUUAUAUGUAUUCUAUGAGAAUGGAAUGUGACCAAUAAAGAAACAAUUUACGUUUCUUGCCAAAAGUAAUUCGAAUGAAUGUCAACAACGAAAUGCGGAAGAGAAUCUUCGAAAUAAACAUUCGUAAUGAAUUUUCGAGGAGACACGAAGGAAAGGUAUAUGCGGAAUGAGAAAGACGAAGAAGAACGGAGAGAGAGAGAGAGAGAGAGAGAGAGAGAGAGAGAGAGAGAGAGAGCGAAUAGUGUAGUGGUGGGGGAAGAAGACAGAAGAACGUCGCCGCGGACGUUGGACACGUGACCCGAUCAGCAGAAUCCGCGGCGUCCGCCGAAAAUCUAAAUUCGUCGUCUGAGCCGAGGAGAAAAGUCGUCUCCUCUUCGGGUCUCGGGGCACCCAUGGCACAGCAGACAGCCAUAUUACACACAGACACAUACAUACACACGCGCGUGUGUACACACAUAUAUAUAUAUAUAUAUGUAUGUAUGUAGACAUAUAUAAAGGAAAGUGAACGAAGAGAGGAGGAAACACGAUGAUACGCGUCGAUGAAACGGAUCCCGUAGGCGAAUUGGAACCUAGCUUCCCGUACAGGGACGUUAGGAUACGUCGCGGAGUGGAAUUUAAUGAUCAAUACGACAUCCAAUCAGAAAUUGGCCGGGGAAAAUUUGGCACGGUAUAUCGGUGCAAGGAAAAGGAGACCGGUUUAUCUCUGGCCGCCAAAGUGGUUAACGUAUCCAAAAAGGAAGAUCGUCGAUCGGUCGAAAGGGAAGUUGAUAUUAUGAGAAGAUUACAGCAUCCACGACUUAUUCAACUUUAUGAUGCCAUCGACACCAGAAAACAGAUAUACGUUAUUUUGGAACUAAUCGAAGGUGGCGAGCUAUUUGAAAGAGUGAUCGACGAUGAUUUUUUAUUGACCGAACGUAGCUGUGCCGUUUUCAUGCGACAAAUUUGCGAGGGCAUUGAAUUCAUACACGCUCAAAAGAUUUUGCAUCUCGACUUGAAGCCAGAGAAUAUACUCUGUUUGACGAAGGAAGGUAACAGAAUAAAAAUCAUCGAUUUCGGAUUGGCCAGGGAUUAUGAUCCAAACAAGAAACUUCAAGUAUUGUUUGGUACGCCAGAAUUUGUCGCACCGGAGGUCGUCAAUUUCGAUCAAAUUGGAUUCGGCACGGAUAUGUGGAGCAUUGGCGUCAUUUGUUACGUACUAUUAUCCGGCCUGUCGCCAUUUAUGGGUGAUACCGAUAUCGAAACUAUGGCAAACGUAACCAUCGCCAAAUACGAUUUCGAUCAUGAGGCAUUUACUGACAUAUCCGAAGAUGCUAAGGACUUCAUCAGAUGUUUGCUGAUAAAAGAUAAAGAAAAACGAGCUUCAGCAUCGCAAUGUCGUGAACAUCGUUGGUUGGCCAUAAACAAGAAGAACAAUCCUCUAAUCAACCUGGAUAAAAACAACGACAUAGAUCUAACGAAAUCAAAUAAAAUUGAAUUAGAUUCUACCGUAUUAAUUGAUUCGAUCAAAUUAUGUACUAAGGCCAAUGGAAGAUGCAACGUGAUACCUGACAACAACAACGACGAACUCGAUCUGACGAAGGAUAAUUUGAGAUUGUUCGUUGAACGUUGGAGAGAGCAUCCCGAUAGUCCAUACGUUAUCGAUAACGUUAAUAAUUUCGAAUAUUCUGAUAGAUUUCGUCGAUCAAAGGAUGAUAAUAAUAUGGACGAGACUGUAUCAUCGUUAAGGGCACAAUGUACUUCACCGAGAGAAAGUCUUUGCAGUUUUGAAUCGUCGGAAACCGAUACGAAUAAUUCACAAAACGAGGAUAAUAUACGUGGUUAUUAUUUGAACGUACCAAGUUUAGGAUUAGCUUUAGAAAGAAGAGCAUCAGAGGGUAUGGCUAUUGAUAAAUCGUCGCGUGAUCAGGCCAGUCAAAUUAUUUUAGCCGAGGAAAUAAUUAAAUUGUCCGAACAAUUGCGCAAUAUCGCUAUGGGUGGUAUAGAUACGAUCAAGGAAAGAAACAACGUUAUUACUAAAAGAAAAAAUGAUAAUUUAAUGGAAGAUCUAAAGAUUAUGUCAACGUCAACGUCUACGUCAACGUCGUCCACGUCAAAGGACAAUGAUAAAUCAUUGGAAUACGUUGGAUCAAAUUUAUUCAAAGGAAAGAAAAAUUAUUCGAAAAGAAUCAUUAAGAUUGAUAAUAAUGAAAAGAAGAUGGAGGAUUACAAUGAGAUCGCUGAAAAAUUGUCGAUUAUUAAGAAACAAAGGAAACUCAAUGGAACGACCUUUCAUAGUAAUCGUAAUUACGAUCGUUCUUCGAGUAGUAAUAAUAAUAAUAAUAAUAAUAAUAAUAAUAAUAAUAAUAAUAAUAAUAGUAAUAAUAAUGAUACGAUUGAUAAUCCAUUUGAUUCAUUCAAAAGACGAAAGUCAAGUUUGGAUAAUGUUUCGUUAUCAACUACGAUGACGACAACGACGACGACGACGACGACUACAAUGACGACGAUGAACAAUCACGAUGAAAUUAAUCGUACGAACGAUCAUGAUAAUUCUAAUGAUAGUUCCGUAAUCAAGGUCAUCGAUAAUUCAAAAUCCAUGAAAUUACAAUCAAAUAAUGAAAUUGAUUUAACGCCACCAUGGAGACGUACAAGAGUGAAACAUUCGUUCGGUGAGACUAGCAGGGAUGUACCAAGGAUAUCGAAUUUACGUGAUUUACAUAAAAGUUUGAAUCUCGACGAGCCGGCUAAUACAAAAGAUCUUUUACUUCAUUUGUUAGGCGAAUGGGAGGAAAUCGGUAAUAAAACUUCGACGUUAGGAAGAAAAUCUGUUAGUAUUGAUUGGUGCGGGGAGGAAUCAAUUGCCAGAAAAACUAUGAACUCGUUGGCGGAAUAUUUUCAAUCGAAACAACAAAAAUCAUCGGCUAAUAACGUUACUGAUAAAUCAUCGAAUCCGACGUAUCGUUGAAGAAUGAUGUAUCCUAUUUUUUUUUCUUUUUUUUUUUUUUUUUUUUUUUU